Messenger RNA from Thrips palmi, 1901 nucleotides. RefSeq lists its product as uncharacterized. Lineage: Eukaryota; Metazoa; Arthropoda; Insecta; Thysanoptera; Thripidae. The record is from RefSeq and is a predicted model, not a curated record. The transcript is spliced from 2 exons. Bases 158 to 1387 code for a protein of 409 amino acids.
UUAUGGGUGCGGUCUCUGCUACCAUCCUGGAAUCAGAACACGCUUUGGAAGGGGUCAUGUCAGGUCCUACUCAACAUUUGAAAGAAGUUACGCCUUAAGAACCAAUGAGGAAACUAUUGAAUAUGCAAGAAGAGCAGAAGCUUCCAAUGUCAAGAAAAUGAAAGGUGUUAAAGGUUUUUCUGUGCUCUCUGAAAUUCCCAAUUUUGACAUAGUCACUCAACUUGACCCUGACUCUUUUCAUUGUUUAGUAAAUGUAGCCAAACGAUUUACUUGGUUGUGGUUUGGGAAAAGGUUUAGCGGCAAGGUCUUCAGCAUCUGUGACAAGCUAAGUGAAGCUGACGCAAGACUACUAAGCAUCACUCCUACAUCAGAUACAUCAAGAUUUCCCCGUUCACUUACAGAACGGUCAGAUUGGAGAGGGCACGAAUGGUAUCAUUGGAUCUUGACUUAUAGCAUCCCAUGUUUGAAGAAUUUACUGCCUACUAGAUAUUUUAAUCAUUGGAGUCAACUCCCCACUGGUCUUGCAUACUUAAUGCAAAAUUCUUCAGCCAAAAGUGAUGUGGGAUAUGGUGAUCGAUUUCUAGUCAAAUUUGUUUCUGAAAUUGACUAUCUAUAUGGACCAGAGCAUGUAACGUUCAGCAUUCACCUUCUCACCCAUUUGGCAAAAAGUGUGUCUGAUUUUGCCCAGCCAUUUUGUCAUUCGGCAUAUAUUUAUGAAGCCGAAAAUGCAGAGAUAAAAAGUCUUGUUAAAAGCGGCAAUGGUGCUAUCUUCCAGAUAGCCAAGGGAGUGCAACUUAAAGCAGCAGUGAAGCAAAUGGAAUAUGAUCUUAAAGACAAUAUGACUCCAAAUGAAAAUGCAUAUUUGAGAAAAAUGACAAUUUCUGUGGUCCAUCCAGUGAGCUAUUGUACAAUAGGGAAUGCAAGUCUCCUGGGGAAUCCUGACAUCAAGAUGCUGGAACACGAAGCAGUGGUGGCAUUCAGAAGAGCUCAAAUUCAACUUGACGCAACAAGAUCUCAUGCUGUUUACUUGAGAUGCUUAUUGAAUGAAGAACUUUUAUUUUCUACCAAGUACACUAAGGCACCAAAACAAAACAACUCUGUAGUUAUGUUAGAAGAUGAAUCAAUUUUUAUCAUUGAUUCAUUUGUUGUUCUGAUGGACAAAUGUUUUGCUCUUGGGUACUACAUUAUGGAGAACAAACGGCAGAAGAUUUGUGAUCCAAUGCCACCACAUAUGAAGCUACUUAAAAAUAAUCAUGAAGGUACUUUACGAUGCAUCCCAGUCUCUCACAUCGAAAGUAAACUUCUUUCAACUCUUGUUAAAAUUUCUGACGAUGAGUCCUUAAGAUUGGCUUAUAUUAAUGUUCUGUCAAUGGAGAUGCUAAAAUAGCAACUUCAAUAGCACCCACUUAAUGUCAAUGGAAUUUAUUCCAUCAGAAAGACUAAAAAUGUCCCAACAUUUUAAUGUUUGUUUGCUUUUUGUUAUUUUAAUCUCCUUGGUAGUAGGACAGCCUAGCACUGAUAGGAAAUUAGGGUAGUGACUUAAAAACGGAAACACACAAUAAGUAUACCAAUUCUAUUUCCAAAUAACUCUUUGUACAUAACAAUGUAUCAUGUUGACAAGGAAAAUUUAAAAGCUCUAGCAUAUACUUAGCAUUUUUUAAAUCUGUAUUUUUAAAUAAAAUAGAAAUUUUAUAUUUGCAAUUGCCUGUUGCCCACUUUAAUUUUUUCCUUUGCAAUCCACCCUGUGAAAUUCUAGGGAGAACCAAGUGAAGUUGACUUACUGAUGGCAAAUGACCUGCUCGCAGUCUGCUUCCUAAACUUCUUCGGAUUGAAACUGCCUCAUCAGGGAAGCAUGGCACACAAAAGACACCAGGUCUUUGGAAUGGCACUAAUAAACAAGA